AUGGCACCAUCUUCAAAGCUCGGCUUCAUCGAUUUCCUGGACGAUUCGAAUCAAACCAAAGAAAAUGGCACGAAUAAUCCACAACCCGAAGUUACAAAACAGGACUGGGUUUGGAGAAAUGUUCUUAUCAUGGGCAUUUUACAUUUAAUAGCGCUACAAGGAUUGUGGUACAUGAUUACUGGCAGUUUAAAGUGGCAAACGAUAGUUUUUAACAUCGCCUACGUUUCGUUCACGACGACCGGAGUAACGGGCGGCGCCCACAGGCUCUGGGCCCACAGAACCUACAAAGCCAAGCUGCCGUUCAGAAUAUGGCUGAUGCUCGGCCAAACGGGCGCCCUGCAAAACGACAUCUACACGUGGGUGCGCGACCAUCGCGCCCACCACAAAUUCACCGACACCGACGCCGAUCCGCACAAUUCGACGCGCGGCUUCUUCUUCUGCCACGUCGGCUGGCUGCUGAUGAAGAAACACCCCGACGUCGCGCUCAAAGGGAAAAAAAUCGAUCUGAGCGACGUGGAAGCCGACCCGGUCGUCAUGUGGCAGAGAAAGUAUUACAUACCGUUAAUACUGCUGUUGACUCUCAUCAUACCAACGUACGCACCUGUAUACUUCUGGGGCGAGCUAUUCUACUACUCCUUCUGCAUCAGCAUCUUCAGAUACGUGCUCUCCUUGAACGGCACUUGGCUGGUAAACAGCGCAGCUCACAUGUGGGGCUACAAACCCUACGACAGUACUAUAAACCCAACGGAGAACAGGUUCGUCUCGACCAUAGGUUUCGGUGAAGGAUGGCACAACUACCACCACACGUUCCCCUGGGACUACAAGGCGGCGGAAUUGGGCAACUACAGGAUGAAUUUGACCACGGCCCUGCUGGAUUUCGCUGCGUACAUAGGACAGGCGUACGAUCUGAAGACGGUGUCGCGGGAGAUGGUGCAGAAGAGGGCGCGACGGACGGGAGACGGCUCGUGGGAGAUUCGCGAAAGUUCGGGCGAGGAGAAAGCUGAGGAAAAGGACGGUCGAAAGUUCCACGAGGAUUGCGUUUGGGGUUGGGGCGAUGUCGAUAUGAAGGAGGAAGAGAAGAAUAGCGCUAACGUUACGUAUGCGAGAGAUGAAGAUAAAGCGAUGUGA
Messenger RNA from Phyllotreta striolata, 1128 nucleotides. The record is from the annotation of a GenBank genome assembly. NCBI's taxonomy places the organism in Eukaryota, Metazoa, Arthropoda, Insecta, Coleoptera, Chrysomelidae.